Messenger RNA from Schistocerca gregaria, 612 nucleotides. Its product is annotated as structural maintenance of chromosomes protein 4-like. Gene Ontology annotation, biological process: mitotic chromosome condensation. The transcript is spliced from 4 exons. The record is from RefSeq and is a predicted model, not a curated record. The annotation marks the transcript as partial. NCBI's taxonomy places the organism in Eukaryota, Metazoa, Arthropoda, Insecta, Orthoptera, Acrididae.
GGCUUUAACUCCAUAAUAGGUCCAAAUGGAAGUGGAAAAAGCAAUGUGAUUGAUUCACUGCUCUUUGUCUUUGGGUAUCGAGCAACAAAAAUAAGAUCAAAAAAUGUCUCAUUUCUCAUCCACAAAUCGAGGGCUGAUGAAAAUAUAGACAGCUGCUCUGUGUUGGUCCAUUUUGCCAAAGUGAUUGCAACUGGUAAUGAAAAUGAUAUAAUUGAAGGUUCAGAGUUUAGCGUUGGUCGAAUAGCUUUUCAGAAUAAUACAUCAUUUUACAUAUUAAACAAUCACCAAGUUAAAUUCAAAGAAAUUUCAGAAUAUCUGCAUAAAAAUGGAAUUUAUUUGACUCAGCAAAGCUUUCUCAUACUUCAGGGUGAAGUAGAAUCCAUAGCCUUAAUGAAACCAAAAGGCAGAAAUGAAAAUGACACAGGACUACUGGAAUUUCUGGAAGAUAUCAUAGGAACAUCAAGAUUAAAGCAACUGGUUCAGUACAAAUGUGCAGCUUUGGUGCAAUCAGCAGCAACCCGUUCAAGUCUUCAUCUGUGCCUGAAAUCCACAGUGAAAGGAAGUCAGAACUUUAGUAUUAAUGUCUCCAGUUUCAAUGUAGUUGCAGGAGUG